Molecule: messenger RNA, 1132 nt
Organism: Wyeomyia smithii (pitcher-plant mosquito)
Lineage: Eukaryota; Metazoa; Arthropoda; Insecta; Diptera; Culicidae
Gene: Echs1
Product: probable enoyl-CoA hydratase, mitochondrial
Exons: 2
Coding region: 85-963 (292 amino acids)
Biological process (GO): fatty acid beta-oxidation
Cellular component (GO): mitochondrion
Molecular function (GO): enoyl-CoA hydratase activity
Source: RefSeq, a predicted model, not a curated record
CCUAUCACUGCCAACUGUCCAGUCACCACACAAUCGUUGAGUUAACCGGUCUUCGUUGUAGUCUAUCUUCUAAGAGCACUUAAAAUGGCCCAAAUUGGUAAAACAUUUGCCACCCGCGCUUGUUCCCUGGCCAAAGCUGCAAACGGCCACAGCAUCCGGUUUUAUUGCAGCGCAUCACCAAAAGCCUUUGAAUUUAUCAAAACCGAAUUAGCUGGUGAAAAGAAAAACGUUGCUCUGAUUACACUAAAUCGUCCGAAAGCUUUGAACGCUCUUUGCAAUGGCCUGAUGAACGAGGUAAGCCAAGCUCUCGAUAAGUUUGAAGCCGAUGAUAGCAUUGGAGCGAUCGUUAUUACUGGAAGUGAAAAGGCAUUCGCAGCUGGUGCGGACAUUAAGGAGAUGCAGAACAAUACGUAUGCCAAAUGUAUCACCGGUAACUUUUUAAAUAACUGGACUCGUGUUGCGAAAACCCAAAAGCCAGUUAUUGCCGCUGUCAACGGUUACGCAUUGGGCGGUGGAUGCGAAUUUGCUAUGAUGUGUGAUAUUAUCUACGCCGGUGAUAAGGCUAAAUUCGGACAGCCGGAAAUAGCGCUAGGUACAAUCCCCGGUGCUGGUGGUUCUCAGCGUACAGCACGUGUUAUGGGUAAAUCCAAGGCAAUGGAGAUGUGCCUUACUGGAAACAUGAUCAAUGCCGAAGAGGCUGAACGUUCUGGUCUCGUAAGCAAAGUUUUCCCAGCAGACAAAGUCGUUGGCGAAGCUAUUAAGUUAGGUGAAAAGAUUUCUACUUUUUCACCAUUAAUCGUACAACUAUGCAAGGAAGCCGUAAACACCGCCUUCGAAACUACCCUCAAUGAAGGGUUGAAGUUUGAAAGACGUCACUUCCAUGCGACUUUCGCAACCAAGGACCGCCUCGAAGGUAUGACCGCUUUUGUUGAAAAGCGUGCACCGAAUUUUACUAGCGAGUAAAACACCAUUUCAACAACAACAAAACUCAAGAUAUGUCUGUUAUGAGGAGUACGGCAGUAUGAUAAGCCAAGCAUUUAAUAGUGUUUAAAGAUUUUUUUACCAGAUGCAUUUUUCAAAUUGCUUACAAGUGAAAACUAUAAUAAAACAAAAGAAAAGUCUUCCAAGCAUA